Molecule: messenger RNA, 1204 nt
Organism: Prorocentrum cordatum
Lineage: Eukaryota; Dinophyceae; Prorocentrales; Prorocentraceae
Source: the annotation of a GenBank genome assembly
GGUCACCGCGGACGGCGUCCGGCUGCGGGUGGCGUGGCCCCGGGAGGCCGACUACGUCAGCAUGGGCGACGGCGGUAGUGGCGGGCGCGAGAGCAAGGGGGACGGCAAGGGAGACAGGAGGAAGGGCGACGCGGCUCGCGGCGACGGCGGCUGGGGCCGGGCCAAGGGCGCUGGCGGCAAGGGGGCCGAGGGCGCCGGCAAGGGCAGCAAGGCGCGCCGGGACGAGGGGCCCGCGGCCGCGCCCGACGCGGAGGGCUCGCGCCGCUGGAAGUCCAAGGGAGAUUGGAAUGACGCCGACCUGGGCUCGAUAAGCUGGGCCUACGUCGACCCGAAGGGGGCCGUCCAGACCGGCUUCUCGUCGGAGGAGAUGAAGCUGUGGUUCGAGCAAGGCUACUUCAAGAAAGACCUGAAGAUCGCCUUGAUGCGAGCGCCGCCAGGAAACAGCCUCAAGGAGCCGCCGUGGCGCGAGUUCUACCCCCUGGGGCAGUGGUUCCGCGACCUGCCGUCGUGCUUCACCUACGUCCCGCGGUGGUGAGGCAGCCGCGGCACCGGGAGCGCGCCGAGGGUGCUGGUCCCGACCCCGUGUGCGGCCGGGCCCUCUUGGCCGGCCCCGCGGCCCCCGGCCCCCCCGCGCGGAGCGCGGUAUCGCCGAAAGAGGCGAAGCCCGGGCCGCUUGGGGGGGGGGGGGGCGGGGCAGGCGCGCCAGAAUCUCACUCCGCGCGCGCCCCCCGCCGCAGCGACCCCAGGUCUGCUCGCGUCGUGGCAAGAAUCGCGACAAGCGUCGUGGCCGUCUUCGGCCUCCGGGGGCCUUCGUCCAGCCUCAGGGCCGUCAAGGAACGACUCUGGACGAACCGCUCGAGGAGGCGCGGGUCGCGUGCGUUUUUUGUCUGUUCGAUGGCGGUGGGAAUCUCGUACUCUGCCUCAGAGGCGUCUGGUGUGAUCCCCUUCUCCGGCGCACGGCCAGAUGCUUUUUCCACUCGGUCACAGGGCAGAUACUUCUUCUGGCCAGUGCUUCGAUUUGUAAACGCUCCUCGGCAUGUUGUGUUCAUGCGUAAGGUUGGCUUCAAAGAAGGAAGAGGUACCCAUACCAUUACCCUUCGCCCGUUUUCCCUUUUUCGGCCUCCUGAGAGGCCCUCGUCGCCACCGCUGGAUUCGCCUCGAAAUUCUAGUCAGAACGCACCCUGGAAGAGGCCCAUGGAGUGGC